AUGUCUGUCCCUAAUGCAGGCAUCGCAGCUGCAGCCACUUCGGCUGAAGCAGAAGAUCCUAAAAGGGAAUACAGCGUCCCUUCCAACCCCGAGGAAGAAGAUGGGCCAAUCGCUCCCGACCAAUUCGAUCCAAAAUAUGAAACCACCAAAUGGGAACGCUGGUCAUACUAUUGUUACUAUGUCGGGGAUAAUGGUCUUCCUCUAUUCAAUUUUGCACCGUAUACCAUCCGACUGAGCGAUGAUGUACUCGUAGCAUGUGAGAACUGUACCCGCUGUAUACUUCGAGUUCUGUAUCUAUUAUCACACAGCAAGAGUGUAUAG
Messenger RNA from Exophiala mesophila, 321 nucleotides. RefSeq lists its product as uncharacterized. NCBI's taxonomy places the organism in Eukaryota, Fungi, Ascomycota, Eurotiomycetes, Chaetothyriales, Herpotrichiellaceae. Bases 1 to 321 code for a protein of 106 amino acids. The record is from RefSeq and is a predicted model, not a curated record. The transcript has a single exon.